CAGGGCAUUUAGCUUCACUUAACAGAGGAUUUCUGUCUAUUAUUCUUAUAUAUUGGCACAUUAUUCAUAUAGACGCUUCUGCUGACUGACCUGAACUGAGGUUACCUUUAACAUGUGCUUGUUUUGAGCCCAAUUUUUUUACAAUUUUUUUAGUGAAUAGUCAAAAAUUACCCAGCCAGUCUGCUAACUGAGGUAGCCUCCUAUAUAUAUUGUGUUUUGGAGAUGGACAAGUUUUUAGUGCGUCUGCCUAAAGGUGAAUCACCUAAAAAGGCGAAGAGCAAUGGAAAGGUUUAUAAGCAAACGACAAUUGAAUCUUUAAGGAGGGUUGUCGUGAUUGAAGACAUCAUGCGCUACAAGUCCAUGCUGGAGCUGCCGGAGCAGAACAGGGACAACCUGCUGUCCGCCCUGACGGAGCUGAGCAAGAAGAUCCCAUCCAGGGAGGUGCUCAAGUCCACAAAGAUAGGUCACACUGUCAACAAAAUGCGGAAGCAUCCGGACCCUGAGGUGAGUUCAAUGGCAGCAAAGGUUUACACGGACUGGAGGACGUUCAUUGAGGAGAACUCCAAUAAGCCGUCUAUUGAAGUUCGCUCCGACAAACAAUCUGAAGGACUGAGGAGCAACGCUAGGAGACUAAUGGCUGAAGCCCUGGAGGUCAAGGAGGAUUCUGGUCUCAUAGACAACAUUGAGAGAGAAGUGUUUCACCAGAGCUCUCGGUUAGUCAGCAGCUCAUACAGACGGACUGUGAGAGCGCUGGUCUUUGCCUUCAAACACAACCCUGACAUCAGAACUCAAGUGAAGGACAGCACGACGUCAGUCAACCAGCUGGUUUCUAAAUACAAGAAAUAACUGACUGCACAUCAAAAACUUCAAUAUGCUUUACUUGAAAGUUGUCGAAGCUUUUGAUGCUUGUACAUUCUAUUGUUUUUUCUUUCUUUUUCUUUUUCUGUGAAGGAGAUAAAAAAAAUGCCUUUACAUUUUGUGGCACAUCGGUACUCUUAAACUAUUUUAUGACUUCAUGAAUUGUUAAGAAUAUGCAUUUUAUUGUUGGUGUGGAUGAUAAUAAUGCUAUUCUUUUAUACGAGAAUCAUGCAUGAUUUUUUUUGUGAAUAGGUGCAUUG
Molecule: messenger RNA, 1118 nt
Organism: Scomber scombrus (Atlantic mackerel)
Lineage: Eukaryota; Metazoa; Chordata; Actinopteri; Scombriformes; Scombridae
Gene: tceanc2
Product: transcription elongation factor A (SII) N-terminal and central domain containing 2
Exons: 4
Coding region: 223-846 (207 amino acids)
Biological process (GO): DNA-templated transcription
Cellular component (GO): nucleus
Source: RefSeq, a predicted model, not a curated record